Molecule: messenger RNA, 1476 nt
Organism: Penicillium daleae
Lineage: Eukaryota; Fungi; Ascomycota; Eurotiomycetes; Eurotiales; Aspergillaceae
Product: putative MFS monocarboxylate transporter
Exons: 1
Coding region: 1-1476 (491 amino acids)
Biological process (GO): transmembrane transport
Cellular component (GO): fungal-type vacuole membrane
Molecular function (GO): transmembrane transporter activity
Source: RefSeq, a predicted model, not a curated record
AUGGCCAAUUCCAUAUCCGACUCCUCGUCCGAGAAGAUUCAACCCUCGAGCAUGAUGGUAAUGGUCGACGAGAAAGAGUCCCGAUACAUCGAUCCAGGCGCUCUCGAAGCAAAUCAUCCACCACGACGCAGCCCAUCUUCCGACGAAGAAUCCACCCUCGACGAGCUUCACGAUCACGACCACACACACAAUGACCUCACACAAGUCCCGACCAACGCCAGCGCAAUCGCUCGCACCCUCUCCGCCGUGCGAACGCGCGGGUCCGGCAAAGAUCUAGGUCCACCGCCAGACGGGGGUUUCCAAGCCUGGCUGCAAGUCGCACUCGGCCAUAUGAUCAUCUUCAAUACGUGGGGGUACAUCAACAGUUUCGGAGUCUUCCAGACAUACUAUACCUCGACGCUGGGCCGACCACCAUCCGACAUCUCCUGGGUAGGCAGUAUCCAGAUCUUCCUACUCUUCUUCAUCGGGACGUUUUCCGGGCGAGCCACGGAUGCGGGAUACUUCCGGUUCACGAUCGUGGUGGGCGCGACGUUAGAAGUCUUUUGCAUUUUCAUGACCUCGCUGUGUACGGAGUACUGGCAGCUUUUCCUGGCGCAGGGACUGGGUCAGGGAAUCGGGUGUGGACUCAUGUUCUGUCCGACGUUGGCGCUCAUCUCGACGUAUUUUGUGAAAAGGCGCGGCAUCGCAAUUGGCAUUGUUGCCUCUGGUUCGGCGACGGGCGGGCUCGUCUUCCCAGCCGUGGUGAUGCGGUUACUCCCACGCAUUGGAUACGGAUGGACUAUGCGCACGCUGGGGCUCAUCUCCCUGGUCACGCUAAUCCCGUGUCUGAUCUUCUUCAAACAGCGCCUGCCGCCUCGCACGAGCGGACCGUUACUCGAACUAGCUGCGUUCAAGGAACUGCCCUACCUCCUCUUCGCUGUGGGCAUGUUCCUCAACUUCUGGGGCCUGUAUGUGGCGUUUUUCUACAUCGGCAGUUUCAGCCGCAACAUCAUCGGGGUAUCGGAGACCGUCUCGAUCGACCUUCUCCUCGUGAUGAACGGAGUCGGCCUCGUGGGCCGGUUAGUGCCCAACCUGCUGGCGGAUCAAUUCACGGGUCCGCUGAACCUGCUCAUUCCCUUCAGUGGGCUCACGGCCAUUGUCGCGUAUUGCUGGGCGCCCGUGAAAGACCUGUCGAGUCUGUGGGUGUUUGCUGCGCUGUAUGGAGUGUUCGCGGCGGGGAUUCAGUCGUUGUUCCCUGCGACGCUGAGCACGCUGACGACGGAUUUGAAGAAGAUUGGGGUGCGGAUGGGCAUGGUGCUUAGUGUUGUUGCGGUUGCGGCGCUGAUCGGGUCGCCUAUUGCGGGGGCGUUGAUUCAGCGGGAUGAUGGGGGGUAUUUGUAUGCGCAGAUGUUUAUGGGCAGUGCCAUUCUUGCUGGGACGUUGACUCUGAUUGCGGCGAGAGUGUGUAAAGUGGGGACGGGUCUUGCUCGUGUAUAG